AUGGAGUCUUCAAAGGAAGCUAAAGCUACCGCCAACGUGGCAACCGUGUCUGAUCAGUCCGACAACGGCAGCGAGGACCAUGGCAAGAAGCCUGUGCCCCUGAGCAUGAAGAUCCUCUCGGUCGUCAUCGUGAGCAUGAUUGGCUUCGGUGGCCAUUGGAGUAGUGGUGUUACAGGUGCUUUGAAGAGUACUCUGAAGAAGGAACUUCACAUCACAAACACCCAAUAUGCUAUUCUCGAUACUAGUGAGAACUUCAUCAAGACAGCCCUGAUCUUAGUCAGCGGUGUUCUCACUGACCGAUACGGCGGCGCAAGCACAAUGCUCUGGGGCAACGCCAUCUUCAGCCUGGGCGCAAUCCUCGUCGCAGCCGCAACUACAAUCCGCAACUACAAAUUCAUGAUCGGCGGCGUCAUAAUCCAGGCCCUAGGCGACGUCGCCACCCAAGUCGCCCAGUACAAGAUCUUCUCCUCGUGGUUCCCCCCCUCGUCCGGCUUCGCCUCCACGCUGGCCUUUGAGCUGGGCAUCGGCAAGAUCGGCUCCUUCGUCGGCAAGGCCACCGCGAAUGUCAUCUCGGAGAACCUGGGCGACUUCAGCUGGGCGUACUGGAUGGCCGUGUUCAUGAACCUGUUCACUAACGUCGCGACGCUGUUCUUCUGGUGGUUCACACGCUGGUGCGAGAAGCGAUAUGCGGGUACUAGAGAUCCUGCGACGGGAGAGAAACUCACGGAGAAUAACAAGAAGUUCGAGAUCAAGAAGAUGCUUACUCUUCCUUGGUCCUUCUGGCUCAUCUGCUUGUUCUCUCUCUUCCAGACAUCGACGGCUAGCGUUUUUUCUUCCAACAGCACUGAGUUGGCUGAGCAGCGCUUCAAGAUCUCUGCUGUCAAAGCAGGAUGGUAUUCCUCCAUGACACAGUACCUCGGAUUCUUCUUCGUGCCUUUGAUUGGAGUUUUCGUCGACAUGAUGGGACAGCGAAUCACGCUUAUGGUCGUCUGCGCUCUGGGCAUGCUCUUGUCUAUGUGUCUGGUAGCCUGGGGCCCAAGUGUAUCCGGCACAGCCGCCAGCUUCGGCAUAUAUGCUGUCGCCAGCUCUUUUGGUCCCACGGUCAUCAUCGACAGUAUCCGCACGAGUAUGUGGUACCAAGAAGUCUUUGGAUCAGGCUACGCCAUCAAGAUCGCCAUCAACAACAGCAUGACCAUCAUCGUCAGCCUAAUCGCCGGUGUGAUCCAAGACCGCGACGACAACAGCUACAACAACGUCACAGUCCUCUACGCCACGAUGGCAGCGGGUUCAGUCGUUGUAGCAGGCAUAAUGCUUGGACUGUGUUUCGCGAGCGACCUCAUCGGACAUCUGCAGUGGAGUCGCAAGAAGAGAGUCAAGAACGGACACGUGAUCACCGCCAAGAAGGUUGAGUUCGAGAGCGAGGGGCAUGCUGAGAGGAAUGGAAAGUUGGGACUGGUGAAUUUCUGUGCUGUUAUUGUUCUUAUUCUUGGCGCGUGGGUGGCGUACUUCUGGGGGUUGGCCACGAAGAACACAUAUUAG
This is a messenger RNA of Fusarium sp. VM40, 1539 nucleotides long. The record is from the annotation of a GenBank genome assembly. Lineage: Eukaryota; Fungi; Ascomycota; Sordariomycetes; Hypocreales; Nectriaceae.